This is a messenger RNA of Portunus trituberculatus (swimming crab), 1062 nucleotides long. RefSeq names its product glyoxylate/hydroxypyruvate reductase A-like. Bases 1 to 1062 code for a protein of 353 amino acids. The transcript has a single exon. Gene Ontology annotation, molecular function: NAD binding. The record is from RefSeq and is a predicted model, not a curated record. NCBI's taxonomy places the organism in Eukaryota, Metazoa, Arthropoda, Malacostraca, Decapoda, Portunidae.
AUGGCAGAGUGUGCUACACACACCGUUCACGUCUUUUCUAUAAUCCCGGGCCUAGCUGACACUCUUUCUAACUACCUACCGAAUACAACAGUGGUCAACGCGCGUUUACGUGGCUUUGGCUUCAGUGAUUACCGAAAAUAUACCUCAAGAAACUUGACAGAUGAAGAACUGAACCUUCUGUCAGAGGCAGAGAUCUUGCUCUGUGAUUCUCAAUCACUGACACAGGUGUUGGUGCGCAAAGGAUUCAACUUUAUGUCAAAGCUUCGUUGGGCACACGUGACGUCAGCUGGUGUCGAUAGAAUGAUGAAGAUACUGACUCCAGAGACAGAACUGCCCUUCAUUCUGACUCGCAGUACCAGUGAUGGACUGGCCCGCUUGAUGGCCGAGUAUGUGGUGGGCCAGAUCGUGUGCCACGAGCGUGGCUGGAUGGCCACCCACAUGAGGCAGAUCAACAAGGACUUCAGAGGGUGGCACACCUUCUACUCCUUCCGCAGCCUUGACCAGCUGACUGUGGGCGUGAUGGGUCUCGGCAAGAUCGGCCUCGCAACAGCCAAGGCGCUCAAAGGGUUUGGGUGUCGCGUGCAUGGCCUCGUCAGGACACCUCGUUCCCAUUCCUCUGUGGAACCAUUUGUGGACCAGCUGUGGCACGGACGGGAGGGUCUUGCUGACUUCCUCAAAGACUGCGACUACCUGGUCAACCUGCUGCCCUCCACGCCCCUGACGCGCGGCCUGCUCGGGGACGGAGUGCUCAACGGAGCCAGUAGAAGGCCAGUGCUAGUGAACGUGGGGCGCGGAGACAUCAUUACCGAGGCGGACCUGCUGAAGGCGCUGGAGGAGGGCUGGCUCUCUGCCGCUGUGCUCGACUGCUACGAAAAGGAGCCUGUCCCUGAGGAGAGCUUCCUCUGGACACAUCCUAGGGUGGUGAUGACGCCUCAUAAUUCAUGUUUCAACAACGAAGAUUACAAGCAUCAUCACACUGUUAAGGAAUUCAGUGCCAACUUUGAACACUUCAUAACCAACCAGUCCUUAAAUGGCCAAGUGGACUUUCUGGCCGGAUACUAA